AUGGUAGUCAUUCAGAAGACUACCACUGACACGCCAAACUCGCCAGUGCCUAGCGAAGUUCUUGACUCCGAAGAUUACGACGUCAGCGUGGCGAAAUCUGACUUUGAGUAUCAGGACGAAGACGACGAAGAGGAAGAGGCAAAGGUGGUCGAGGUAACGCAUCCGUUAGUCAAGGAAGCUGAAAUCGAUUCCGAAGACGACAAAGGAAACGCCGAAAAGUCUUCAAAGCCCUGUUCUCGACGUCCUAUCAGAAAUCUGGAAGGAGUGGCCAUUAAACAUCUGUUAUUCACAACUGAAUUCAAUGUGCAAGAAUACAAUGGGGGCAACAGAAAGAAAUCAAAGAAAGAAUCAACUACGGAACCGGGCACGCUCAGCGAUUUUACUGAACAGCCAAGAAUGAGUCAAACAGAAGUGACCGAACUGAACAUCGUUGACGUCUACUUGGAGACUACUGUUGAUCUCGUUGGUGAUGACAAAACUUAUGAAAGUGAGUAUGAACAGUCUUCCGAACAAUUGAUUGGGGAAACUUCUAAGGAGGAGUCGUCCGCGGAAUUGCCAAAGAAACUUCUCGCCAAUGUUGACAAACCUAUCAUAUUAACAAAGCUAAGUGAUGAUACCGAUAACAGUGAUACCGAUUAUGAUACCUGCAGCAGUGCUGAUGUUUCCCACAUGAUAAUAGUACCCAUCGACACGGAAGAAGAAGUUCAAGUAGUAGAACUACCCCAAGCAGAUGUCAGAGGGGUGAAACGUCGUUGUCAGUUUAUGUAA
Messenger RNA from Diutina rugosa, 768 nucleotides. RefSeq lists its product as uncharacterized. NCBI's taxonomy places the organism in Eukaryota, Fungi, Ascomycota, Pichiomycetes, Serinales, Debaryomycetaceae. The record is from RefSeq and is a predicted model, not a curated record. The transcript has a single exon. The coding region runs from base 1 to 768 and encodes 255 amino acids.